UUGGCCAGCAGCAGACGGGAGUCAACGACGGAAUCGCCGCGAUCGCCUGGUCCUCAAAGCACGACCACCGUUCAACGUUCAUCGUUCGCGCUCUUUGAUUACUCUCGAGUUUUUCGACGGAAUUUGUUCGGUUUUUGUGUAGUAUAUUUAUUUAUUUCUGUUGUUAUCGCAUGCUUCGUCUCGGUUUUUAGUUGAGGAAUUAGCAAAUUUUUAUUUUAGACAUUAAGACGCUUGCGCCUGGGCAGGCGAUCCUCGUAAAAUCAAAUCAACACAAUCGCGAACGCUGCCGGAGCCCAUAAAAGUCGUCGAUAAACAAUUUGACUUGGCGCAGAGAUUAUUGUUGCAGCGUUGCAGCCUUAAUGGAACGUGCCCUGUUCCAUGUGCGUGUGGAUUACCCGUUGCCAUCGUCCGGAGAGCUAAAAACAGUCCCAGUUGUCGGGGCCCUAACGAGGGGAGCGUAGCUAGUGUGCAGUUGUGUUUGAAUCAGCCACAAAAUGAAGCGCGAUGUAUCCACAUCGACAAUUGGUCGGGACGAGGCCCGCCGUCCCCUGAUGGAGGCCUACAUGUUUCAGCGUCGUCUGUUGUUUGGCUGCAGUCUGCUGAUGGUCAUCUCGUUGCUUAUCUGGAUUGUGGCCAUAUCAACGGACCACUGGAUCAUUAUCUCCGGCGGAAAAGGCAUCUUUAUACCCGAGUCCCGACGCUUCUUCAUGUCCUCGCACUCGGGACUGUGGCGGCACUGCCGCAACACAAUCGUGCCCAAUGCCCUGAGCAAUGCGCAGGUGGUCCGCAACUUUAGCUCCAUGUCCUACACGUCCCAGAUUAACAUCAACGAUGCCAAGCGCAAUCUCUCCCACAUGGAGUUCAUCAGGGACUUUGCCCAGGAAAAGCUGAACGACUCGGACAGCUUCACGGAGUCGGCCCGCCGUCGCAUGUUCGCCCAUUGGGCACGGGGCGAGGAGGAGGAGUUUCAAACGUUUCGCAGCGCCUUCCGCAAGCUGGUCAUGUCCACGGAGGACAACCAGCGGCAGUUCAAUGCGACAGCCAUCAAGCCCAUACCCAUCGAUCCCUUGGACGUCAAUGGCAUCAUAGCACGGCAGACGUUCGGCUCCGCCCUGCAGCGUGUCAAGUACAACAACACGUGGUCCUACUAUGUGAUCCCGGAGGUGGCUCAAGAGGCUAUAUUCAGCAACUGGACUGACUACCCGCUGGUGGUGCGGCUCCUGGCCACCUACAUUCGCGACAUUAACAUACCCGCCUUUGUGCUGAACGAUGAGCGUGUGAUUCUGAUCCUAGUGCCGCCACUGCCGCCGAAAAGAGGCGGCCACACAGCCUUUUACAGUUACAUACCCAAUCAGCGCUGCAAAUACAUCGACAUGUUCCCCAACUCCAACACUCUGCGCAAUGAGCCCGGCUUUGACGACGAGUUAAUGGUGGGUUGGUAUUCUCUUUCAGAUUACAUACGGACGCAGGCUUCGUUUGCCUGCAUCACGCUGUUCGUCAUGAGUCUGGGCGCUGUCUUUUCCUUCUACACGUUCAUGAAUCCUCGCUACAUGUUCAAGCGCCUGGCCGGCGGCAUUCACCUGGUGGCCGCCUCCACAGCGCUGGUGGUUAUCCAGGUUCUGUUCUCAUCCAUUGACUACACAAAGGAGCACCUGUUCUAUGCCUAUCCGGAUGGUGCGGAAUUAACUUAUGGAUAUGGCGUCUAUUUGGCCUGGUUCACGUUUGUGGAUAACAUUUUCUGCGGUCUCAUGUUCCUCUGGUACUCUGGCAAGAAGAAGGGUGCCAAAGCGCCUAACGACGAGGUGGCCAUGGCGGACGAGCCAACUAUAAUGGGCCGAUAAUAAAUGAAUGCCAAAGAUGACGAUGGGCUCUGUUUGCCCUUCUUGCGACCAAAGACCAAAGCAACCAGCCUACGUUUGGUUUGCUUAUUCAUUUAAAUUUUGUUAUUUGUUGUUUUCUUAAUAGAUGUACUUGAAAUGUUCGCUUUAUUACGUUAAGAAUGCAAUAAAGAUAUUAUUGAACUUCA
Molecule: messenger RNA, 2026 nt
Organism: Drosophila guanche
Lineage: Eukaryota; Metazoa; Arthropoda; Insecta; Diptera; Drosophilidae
Exons: 6
Coding region: 495-1841 (448 amino acids)
Cellular component (GO): plasma membrane
Source: RefSeq, a predicted model, not a curated record